Messenger RNA from Drosophila busckii, 495 nucleotides. RefSeq lists its product as uncharacterized. The transcript is spliced from 2 exons. The coding region runs from base 20 to 433 and encodes 137 amino acids. The record is from RefSeq and is a predicted model, not a curated record. Lineage: Eukaryota; Metazoa; Arthropoda; Insecta; Diptera; Drosophilidae.
UUUGAGUAAAUAAGUCAACAUGGCAAGCAUUUGGCUCAAACUGUUGCUGCUCGCUUUAUGCUUAGUGCAUGUCCGCCUUGAUGAUAUCGUCAGCAUAGAGCAUCGCUCUGGAGUUUGCGGCAAACAUCAAACUUCCAAUUGCAAUUGCUUUGAGCCCUCGUGCUUUCAAUUGCUUUACGCUGGCGAAGCCUGCGAGGAUGAAUGCGUAGAGACUUGUCAGUGCAAAUUCGGCUAUGUGCGCAAGAGCAACGCGUGUGUUAGGAAGAGCAAAUGCUGCAAUGCAAAGUCAUGUUUGUCGAGCAAGGAGAAAAUUAUGUUGGAUGUGCGUACCAAAAGUGUGAAGCCAACGACGUCACAGCUGCCCCCGAUAAAGCCAGCAAAUUAUAAUGCAGAUGUGGGGCACACCCCAGCUCGACGAACUAAGUCGAUAUAGCCAUGUCCGUCCGUCUGUAUGAGCGCGUGUUUCUCAGCAACUAUAAGAGCUAGAGCAAUCAA